AUGGCUUCUAUUAUUGUUGAGAUUAUAUGGUUACGAUGGUUUCUUGUUGAUAUGGGAGUUUCCUUUUCUGAGCCAACUCCCAUGUAUUAUGAUAAUACCAAUGUUAUUCAGAUCACUCGCAAUCCAGUAUCUUAUGAGCAGACAAAUCAUGUCAAGAUUGAUUGUCAUUUGACUUGUCAUUACUUCCAGAGUGCCUAUAUUCCAUUGCAGUUUGAAAAUUGGAUUGAGUUUGAAACAAAUCCUCUCUAUGCUCUGUUGCAUGAAUCUAUAUAUUGCCAGGGUGCUUCAUCACUGUGGUCUGCUCACAAAGUAAGAGGCGAAUAUGAGAGCAUAUUCGACGCCAUCAGCGCUGCCAAAGAAGCUCGCCCGGUAUUUUUCACAGGAGAGAUGGUGUUCCCAUGGAUGUUUGACGAAUUCAAUGCUUUAAGACCCUUCAAAGAAGCUGCUCACUUAUUAGCCGAAAAAGACGAUUGGCCGCCGCUAUACGAUGUCAAAGUGCUCAAUAACAAUCAAGUUCCUGUUGCUGCUGCAGUGUAUUUUGAAGACAUGUAUGUGAACUUUCAUCUUGCCAUGGAAACAUCAUCAGAGAUUGGUGGGAUCAGACUGUGGGUAACUAAUGAAUACAUGCACACAGGGCUUCGUGAUAGUGGGUCCCAGGUUUUGGAUCAAUUGAUGGGGAUGUUGCAGGGGAAGAAGCCCUGGUUUUAGUAUGAGAUGAUUUGAAUCUUGUUGAUGUUUCUGAUGGGGUUUUAAUGAGUACAAUAUGAUGCAUAAUAUCCCAUGAAAAUAAUCCUGAAGUAACGCAGAAUGACUUUAUUAAACUUGAGCUUAGACUUUGUUAUGUGAUAUGGUGAGUUGGAAAGGACUUGUUUUUUAAGUGGUUGUCAUAUUGAAGAGAAGAUUUUAUUGUUAUCAUGCACAAAUAUUUUU
Phalaenopsis equestris is the source of this 930-nucleotide messenger RNA. Its product is annotated as proline iminopeptidase-like. The transcript is spliced from 5 exons. The record is from RefSeq and is a predicted model, not a curated record. The coding region runs from base 1 to 708 and encodes 235 amino acids. NCBI's taxonomy places the organism in Eukaryota, Viridiplantae, Streptophyta, Magnoliopsida, Asparagales, Orchidaceae.